Humulus lupulus (European hop) is the source of this 1458-nucleotide messenger RNA. RefSeq names its product patatin-like protein 3. Lineage: Eukaryota; Viridiplantae; Streptophyta; Magnoliopsida; Rosales; Cannabaceae. The coding region runs from base 51 to 1265 and encodes 404 amino acids. Gene Ontology annotation, biological process: lipid metabolic process. The transcript has 7 exons. Gene Ontology annotation, molecular function: monoacylglycerol lipase activity; glycerophospholipase activity. The record is from RefSeq and is a predicted model, not a curated record.
AUAACUUGAAGAAAUUGUUAUUAUUCUUAUUAAGUUCCCCAUAAAAUCUCAUGGCAAGCAUAACCACAAAAAUUCAAAAGUUACCUCCAAAAUAUGGAAAUAUCAUAACAAUUCUCAGCAUAGAUGGAGGAGGCAUCAGAGGAAUCAUCCCUGGAGUUAUUCUUUCUCACCUUGAAUCUCAGCUUCAGUUGGUGGAUGAUAAUAAAGAUGCAAGACUAGCUGAUUACUUCGACGUAAUAGCGGGAACUAGCACAGGUGGCCUUAUAACAGGCAUGUUAUCAGCACCAAACGCCAACAACAGACCUUUGUUUGCUGCCAAAGAUGUUGUCCCAUUUUACCUUGACCACAGUCCAAAAAUCUUCCCUCAAACUAGGGGAAUAUUUGCCGAUACUGUUAAUCUGGUGAAAGCAUUAGCAGGACCCAAGUACGAUGGAAAGUAUCUUCACAACCUGAUAUCAAAGAAUUUAGGUGGAGUGAAGUUGCAUCAGGCUUUGACCAAUGUAGUUAUUCCUACUUUCGACAUCAACAAACUCCAACCUGUUAUAUUUUCUUCUUACCAGAUAACAACCUCAAGAGUCUUGGAUGCUCCACUUUCAGACAUUUGCAUAGGUACUUCGGCUGCACCAACCUUCUUGCCUGCUCACCUUUUUACAAACAAAGAUAAUGAAUCUGGAACUACUGAACAGUUUAACCUCAUAGAUGGGGGCAUAGCUGUUAAUAAUCCGGCUUUGGUGGCAAUCAGUGAAGUCUCCAGACAAAUUAUUAGGAAAAAUCCAGAUUUUAACCCGGAUAAGCCUAUGGAUUACAAUCGUUUUCUUGUGGUGUCAAUAGGAACGGGUUCAAAAAGGAGUGAACAAAAAUACGAUGCUAAAAUGGCUUCUAAGUGGGGCAUCAUAUCAUGGAUAUUUAACAAUGGAUCUACUCCUAUAUUAGAUUUUUACAGUGAAGCCAGUGCUGAUAUGAUUCAUUACCAUAAUUCUGUGGUUUUUCAAGCCUUUCGGUCUGAAGAUAGCUACCUACGUAUUGAUGAUGACACACUAAAAGGGGACGCAGCCUCCGUGGAUGUAGCAACCGAAGAGAACUUGAAUAAAUUAGUGGAAGUGGGUCAAAAUCUGCUGAAAAAGCCAGUUUCACGCCUCAAUGUGGAUACCGGUAUCUAUGAACCUAUUCAGAAUGGUGGUACCAACGAGGAAGCCCUGAAAAGGUUUGCUAAGUUACUUUCCGAAGAAAAGAAACGCCGGGAGUCCAAUGCCCAGCAGAAAUAGGGUCGUGGUUUAAAUCUACUCUUGUUGACUUUGAAAACUGUUCUAAAUUCAUUUGUGCAAUCUUGGUUUGGAACCAAAUAAUAACACUUUUUCAAAUAAUUAUCUCCCUCUGUAACUGCAUGUAUUGUUUGUAAAACUAUGUAUAUUAAAGAAAAUUAAUAAACAGUUGGCCAACUGUGUCUUUUCAGUGAAA